Molecule: messenger RNA, 846 nt
Organism: Hemisphaericaspora subhashii
Lineage: Eukaryota; Fungi; Ascomycota; Pichiomycetes; Serinales; Debaryomycetaceae
Exons: 1
Coding region: 1-846 (281 amino acids)
Source: RefSeq, a predicted model, not a curated record
AUGUCAGACUUAUCAUUUGCACAAACUUAUAUCUUAGCAUCAAGAGUAAGAUCAAAAUUAACCAAAGAAGCAAAUUCCCCCAAAGCUUCUUUGAGAAAUUUAGUUGUUCAAGCAAAUAUGUUGGAUAAUAUUAUGGAUUAUAUUCAUGAUGAAACUGAAAAGAGAACAACCAUCACCAAACAAGCACCAAAAGAUCAUGUUAGUUUUAAUGUCCCAAUCAAACCUACUCGUCAUGAAUACAAGACUUCAAUAGUGGAAUAUGAACUUGAUGAAGAAUCUGAUUCAGACGAAGAAAUUGCUGUUGAAGAAUAUGCUCCAAUGUAUUAUUAUUCUCAGCGCGAAGCUGAUUCAGAAGAAGAAGAAGAAGAAGAUGAGGAAUGGGAAGAUGAAUAUUCAAGUAGUUCAGAUUCUGAUGAUUAUUAUUAUUCAGACGAAGAAGAAGACCAAGAAGUACAACCAAUCCAAGAAGCUCAAGCUAAUUUCACUCCAAGAACAUUACCUGGUCCUUCAUUUAGACAACUACCAGUUAUGAAUCUUCAUUCUAUUGAAGAAAAUGAAGAGGAAGAUGAAGAAUAUUCAAGUGAUUCAGAAGAAGAUGAAGAGGACGAAGAAAGUAUAACAUCAUUACCAGAAUUAACAUAUGCUAGUUCAUUAUCAGAUGAUGAAGUUGAAGAACAUGAAGAAUUGCAUGAAGAAACACUGGUAAUAGAAGAACAAGAACAUGAAUUCUUCAUUAAAUCUCAUGGUAAAGAAAAGUAUCCAAAAUUAGUACAUCAUAAUGAAGAAGCUGCUAAUAUGAUAAUAACACAUCAAACUACUCAAAUAUCAUUGGAACAUGUAUUCUAG